AUUUACAACUAUACAACCGGGAGGCCGAUUCUAGUAGAAAUUGCUGGUGUCGGUCGUGCCUGUCUGUUGGCUGUAUACUGUACCAUGUACAUAUCUUUGGGGAAAAAAUGAACUGUAUGUGUCCGCGAGUGACUGUAGAUUAGCAUGAUUUAAUCGCGUGAGAUGAGACUGAAAGAAGGGGGCCCCGGCCCCCCGACGAUAGUGACUUUUGUGACUGUAUUAAUGUGGUUUUUGGUUUUGGGGUGCCUCGGGGUGGUGCGUGGGGAUAAGAGCAAGUCUUACUCGAUGCAAACCCUAUGCAAAAAUCAUUUCCUGCAGCAACUUUAUAGAAAAAUUGAUGGCGCGGUACUUUGGAGCCAAAACGAACGGAAUCUGGAUUGCGUGAUUACUUUUCAAACGCAUUCGAUUCUGCAGAGGUUUAUGCUGAGGUUUGAUGGAUUACAGCUCGAUUGUAAUGAUCACUUAUAUAUUUAUGAUGGCGCACAUGCUGUUGGGACAUAUAAGUUCGAUUUGUCCUGCAAAAAUACGAAACAAAUGUUGGGCGCCAUGUUUACACGUACCAAUUACGUCACAUUGAAAUAUGUUACCGAUAGUUGGGGCACAGACACUAAUGGAUUUAAACUGGUUAUUACUGCAGUUAAAGAUCCAAAACAUGCAUGUACAGAAUUUCGAUGCAACCUGCGCGAGUUUUGCAUCUCCACUGACCUGGUGUGCGAUGGAAUCAACCAUUGCGCAGACGGGUCGGAUGAAUCGUCCAAUAAUUUAUGCCAAAACAACGAUACAAAUACCAUCCUAGGACUAGAAAUGACCUGGUUCGUGGUAGUGGUAAUUAGCACGGUACUGGUGGUACUCGUACUGGUUGUAGCGAUAUCAGUAUGUGUAUGUAGGAGAGGGUCGUGGCAUAAUCGACAUGGAAAUUCUGUGCAGCAACAGAAUGCAUCAUAUUCCUUAGCCCAAAUGUACGGCUCAAACGGUCAUAUGGCCGUAAAACCAAUGAGCGGUACAGGAGACAGUACGACGAAUCUGGCGGUGGACGGUGGCGGCACGACCACGUUGCCGCCGGGAAACUGGUGCCGCCCUGCGGGCCCGGGUGGGUUCCGCACGUUGCUGGCCCGGGGCCGCCUCUACUGCCUGGCAGAGUAGCCGCGCCGCCUCCUUCUGCGCCCGCCCCCCAAAACGGGGGCAGCGGCGAUGCGCAUCAAAAUAAUGCGCAGCAGAAGGACGAGUGGUUCGUCUAGCAGUAGGAGGUCCCGGGUCGUAGCCUGCAGGGUGAGCCGAGUUCGUACCGAACCCAGCACUCGGCCGUUAGCACAGUUUUCUACGAUACCGACAAUCCGCGACAUCUACCGUGAGAUUGUUACUCUAUUUUAUAUUGUCUUGUCGUUUUAGCUCCAUUACGUGUGGACUCUUGAAUUUUUACUAUUGAGUAUGUGAACGACGGUAAUUCUGAUUUUUAAUUGUAAAUGAAAGUGUGAUGCCUGAUUAGUUAAAAAAAAAACCUUUGUCUGUGUUAAUAUUUUAUUAUAAAAUGAUAUUGGUAAGAGUUUGCGUAAAGCGGGAGUGUUUUUUUUGUUAUUAAAAAUGUAUUAGCCCAACAAAAAACAAAUUGAGGCUUGGGAAAAAUUUUAGUUUAAAUAAUAUUAAUGCGAAUCAUUUACAGGUCAUUCCACGACAUAAUUUCAUGCUGUAUAUUUAAAGUUAAAUAUGUAUGGCAUAAAGCCGUCAACUUAUUAUAUACACCAUGCUAGUUGGAAGAUUUUAACUAUUAACAAAUAUAUGAUUUAUAUGAUCUCCUUUUAAUACAUCAAUAAUAAUAAAACACUCUUGCAGUCAUAUAAUAAAUUUAUUCAUCCCCCAUUUAUCCGACUUUAUACAGCAUCACCCGACAGACGAAGAAAGUUUCCAUUCCCGAAAAAUUCUUUUUUAAUGAGUCUAAAAGUUUCAUUCUCGGCGAGCAAGAUCAUCCCUCAUAAAACCGUCCGCCCAGACGAAAAAAUCCCGGAAAAAUCCGGGGGUGCACUUUUAAAAGUUAAAAGUUUCUUGAGAGGCGUGCAUGUAUGGCCCGGAAAAUAUGUAGCGCACCAACUUUUUAAUAUUAUCGAAGUUUGGUGCGGAUGGGACAUUUUUCAUGCCCGGAAGGACGGGGUGGAUGUUUUUCUAUUCCGAAAGGAUAAAAAUAUGUAGGUCGAAGGAAUUUUAUUGUUCUUACGUUAACUUUUAAGAGGGUUAGCACGAAUUCGGAAGUUAUUAAUUCGGGAUAAAAAAAGAGAAAGGCUGAUUCAUUUAUAUAAAAUUAAUAUGUUUUCAAUAAUAUAUGUAAAUUUUUUUUGUAAAAGCUAAAUGUUUUUUGAAAGCCUUUAAAAUAUUGAAGGAUUUAAACAAGUUAUAUUUACAAUCUUGAUGUUUUCCUGCUAGCCCAGAAUAGCCUACGUAACUGGUAUAGCUGUCAACUACACUGCCAGAAAUAUGAUUCUAUUUCUACUGACAUUUAGUCUAUUUAAUUAGUCAUCCCCAUUAUACAUAGGUACAACAAAUAUAUUUAAUUUUAAGCCUUGAAACAUUUAAGUCAGCUUCUGUACAAAAGUAUUCCUCCAAACUUUUCGGUUUUUUAAUGUUAUUUAAGUGAUAAAAGCGUAAAUGUUUUUCAAAAGAAUUCGAAGAGAUUCAAUAUUAAAAUUAGUGCUUACUUAACCAAAAGUAAAAAAAAAAGUUUUAUAUACUUAAAGUGGAUUAGACUAAUGGCUUAAAAAAAUGAUUUAAACUUUAUUUAAAAAAAUAUCUUUAGAUUUAUUAUGAAGAAAAUUCAUAUUUUACAUUAUGUCAGCAGUUACAACUCCUUCAGUAGUUGUAGUAAUAGCAAAACUUAGCUUAAAUUGAAUUUCAAAUUUAAAAAUUGCUUAUUGGUAUUAACAUAAAAGCUGCAGAAGAAAAAUAAAGCUAAAAACAAAGAUACCUACUAAAACUAUCCAAAGUAUACAUUUUAAAAAUAAUAAUAAAAAUUAAAAUAAAAGAAAAUGUGGGCUGUAACAUGGUAACAUCAGAAAAGUGUAUAAAGGUAAAAAAGAAUACGUAAAUAAAACUAAAAUGUGGCCAAAAAUAUAAAUACGGACGUUUUAAAGGUUACGCUCAAAGAAUUCGUUUAAAGUAUCGAAAGCUUCACUCAGCAACAGCUUUUUCAUCCCCUUGCUACUAAAUCUAACGUCACAUUAAAUAGUUCGCAAAUUUAAAGGUAGGUGGUUAAAAAUCUUUUUGCCUCCAUAUAUAAAAUCCGCUCUUAACUUUUCAGUUUUUGGAAUAGGAAGAGGCAGAAAGGAGGUAUUGCAAAGGUUGUAGUCAGAUAGAUGAUGAAGCUCAUAUUUAUAUUUUUUAUAAACUAUAGCAGCGGUGGUCCAUUUAACUUAAGACAUCGCAAUAUCUCGAAAACAUGUAUCCAGAAAAUGUUUCAUGUGAAAUUUGAAUGGUUUUCAGGGGCCAUAAAAUGACGUCAGUGGUUUGAUCUUAAAUGGACGUCUUUAAGGUCAAAUGAAGGUCAACUUCACUUUUUUGCAUAGAAACCUCUAUUUUUUUAAAUACUAUCUGAUUUUGCGUUAGAAAAUAAGUUACUUUCAUCUGACAUUUUUUUACAUGCGACCUCUCCUUUUCAAGAUAUUAAUUCUUGAUUCUUUUACCAAUUUUUUCCUUACAAUGACAUUUGCCCUUGUAGGUGGUAUCUGAUGAUAUAUCAAAAGGAGUGAGAGUAUCUUAUAAUAGAAUUUUAUUAUCAACGGAAUCAAAAACUUUAAAAUAAAAGGUACAAAGUUCAAAUAAGAAAUUGAAACAAAAAAAGUCAGAAAAUUAUUUCAAUAAAUGUUUAAAGUAUUCACCUUACACUUCUAUACAUUUUUCGACUUGCUUUCUAAACGAUCGAUGAACAGAGUGCAGCAUCUGUGGAGUUAUCUGCCUGCAAACCUCCGUGAUUCGCAGCUUCAUAUUUUCGGGAGUCGUUGGUGGAUCGCGAUAUACGAUCUCCUUGAAAUAACCUCAUAGAAAAAAAUCUAAGGGCGUCAAAUCAGGUGACCGUGGUGGCCAGUGGACUGCUCCACCGUGACCUAUCCAACGUCCAUUAAAGUCACGAUCCAACACUUGGCACGCAAAGCGUGAAUAAUGUGCAGGACAACCAUCAUGCUGGUACCACAUAUUUAGUCUCAGACUUCUUCCAAAAAUACUGGUAGAAUCUCCAGCAAAAAAUUAUGGUAUUUUUGGCCUGUAAGGACACCAUCAAUAAAAUAAGGUCCUAUGAGUUUAUCAUUGAUGAUGCCACACCAGACAUUCACAGACCAUGGCCGAUGAUAUGAUGCGCGCAUGUUAUGACGAUUAACUACACCAUAGUUUGUAAAUGAAGUGAAUAAGACGCGCAUAAAGAAAUUGUUAUUUUCAUGCAACUGAUUUUGGGCCCAUUCACAAAAAAACACUUGAUUUUGGAAAUCAUUCCUGUGGAGCUCUUGAUGUAACGACAAGUGAUACGGAUGAAACUUGUGGCGUUUCAAAACUCUCAGGACACUUGUUUUGGAGAUUCCAGAAGCAGAAGAAAUUGAUCGUGAACUGACUCCGGGAUUAUGGGCAACUGCAGCUAAGACUGCAAUUUCAUUAUUUUGACUGGUAAUGCUUCUCUUUUGUGAUCGAUUUAUCGUUCUCACACUUUCAUCUUCUAUAAAGUGGUUCACUACCCUAUAAAAUGAUGCUCGCGAUGGAAGUCGCCGUUGAGGAUGUCGCAUGGUAUACAGUUCAAUGGCUCUAUUAAUAUUCCGUUCAGAUUCACCAUAAAUAAGGACCAUUUCAACUUUUUCAUAUAUUGUUAGGCACUCCAUAGUCACUUAACAAAAUAGUCAAAUACUUAAUAACUUAGCGAAUACUGUGAACCAAAAUAAUCUCUUAUUUACCUUAUUCAUUAGUAUUUAUUUACAAUCGCCUGAAAUACCUGGAAUAAAAACGUGAGUUCUGUUCACUAUAGAAAAUUUUCGCAUCAUAACAACUUGCAUUGAUCAUUGAUCAAUAAUGCCUUGUCACAACAAUAUUGAAGAAUUGCUGAAGCAAAGCUAUUCCUGUUUCUAAUGUCAUUGUCAGGGAAAAAAAUCGUAAAAGGAUCAAGAAUUAAUAUCUUGAAAAGGAGAGAUCGCAUGUAAAAAAGUGUCAAAUAAAAGUUACUUAUUUUUUAAUGCUAAACAAGAUACCAUUAAAGAAAAAUAGAGGUUUCUAUGCAAAAAAGUAAAGUUGACCUUUAUUUGACCUUCAAGAAGUCCACUAAAGGUCAAACCAAUGACGUCAUUUUAUGGCCCCCUGGAAACAAUUCAAACUUCACAUGAAACAUGUUCUAAAUACAUGUUUGGUUUUCGAGAUAUUUCGAUGUCUCAAGUUAAAUGGGCCACCCUGUAUUAACAGCUAAUAGAAUGUUUUAGAAACAGAUCACGGCAAGGAGUAUAAAAUGGGACUCGACACAAAAAACAAAAAAAGAUAAUAAAAGAAAAUAGAGUUAUUACUUAUUUAAAUUGUUACGUGUAAUGAUGAUAACAAUAUGCUAUUAUUGUGAAAUCAACAUGUAAUAUCGUAAUUAUUGAACUACGUACUACACAAAUUUAAAAAAAAAAACUAAAGUUAUAUUUCUGGAAAACUCGAGAAGGAUCUUACCGUGCUCAUCUGAAUAUAUGACAAAAAACUGUCCUCUUUGUCUGAUAACAAUACAAACUUAUCAGAUUGUUUAGAUGGACCUUAAACACCACAAAGAUAAUCGUUAAUAGAGAUAUUUAGUAACUCGUUCACCCAAUAGAAGAAUUUAUUCUAAGUCAUAUUUAAAUACUAGAGAGUCCCUGUUAUAACAAAUUUAUUUUACUAGGUUUAGUUUUGGUGAUACAAUGGGAUAUUUGAAAGCUGAAAUAAGGGGUUGGAAUAAUAGUUGUAAGACAUACUGGUAGAUGCGUGUUUAAUUUAAUCCCAAUGUCCGACACAGCAAUGCUACUCCGAGUAAAAGCUCCAUCCUGUAAAUAUGAACAUAGUGCAAAUAUAAGAAGAAGAGAAAGUUGAAAGUCUACUAAAGAAACCAAAGCACGACUCCCAACCUUUUGGUUUGGGAGUCGUGUUAAAGCGGACAUUGAAUCAGAUUAUAUAUCUCUAGUAGAAGUUGUAAGAGUGAAACUGCAGAAAGCUAAGAAGAAAAUGAUUCUUCAAUAUGACAUGAAGGGUCUAGAGCAAUCCCUUAUAAAACAAAAAGCAAUAAGUAAACGCAAAUGUAAAAAAUUGAAAGAGGUGAAUGACAUGUAGACGGAAAUUAACGAAUUCACCAAGAUAAUAGAUUCAACAAAGAAAGAAUUUUUAAAACUAAAAAAGAAAUUUUGGAUAACCAGUGAAAUCUUAAAACUAAUGGAACAACGAACAAUACAUAAAGGUGAUGAAAAAGAAUACAAAAAAACCCAUACACAUAUUAAGAAAAAAAAUAGAGAAGCCAAAAAAAGAAGCAGCAGAGAGAGGUGCAGAAAUAGAAAUACUACAUACUAGACAGGACAGGAACCUUUAACAAGCGACGAGCUAUGAACAUCAUAGAGAUAAACGUAAAAAUUAUUAUUGUCAAAUAUGAUCUGAAAAAUAGGUGAAAGUCAUAUAUAGUAAAGUUUUUGAGAGAGGUACAGUACUACAGGCACCCAUACUAAUCCACGAGGUAGAAAUAGCAAUAAAACAAAUGAAAAACAAAAAAGCAGUGGGAGUAGAGAAUAUUAAGGCUGAAUUUCUAAAGUUGUUGGAUGAUGAAGGAAUGGCCUGAACCGACAUCUUCAACAGAAUCAACAACUCUAGAAACAUCUUCGAAAAAUUUGCAAAUUUUGGUUGCAAUCAGAAUUUAUAACGUUGCCCAAAAUACCUUGACCAAAAAAGUGUGAGGAAUAUCGGACCAUCAGUCUGAUGAGUCGUAUGCUAAAAUAGUUGUUAAAAUUAUCUACAGAAGUAUUUACAACAAAUGCAAAGAACAGAUAUCCGAAAACCAAUUUGGUUUUAUAAAGGCAGUCGGAACCAGAGAGUCAUUCUUUGAAGUUUAAGCCCUAAUGCAGAGAUAUUACCUAUGAUGUAUGCGUUUGUCUAAUCGAUUAUGAAAAAGCACUUAUUUGCAUUUCACAUCAUAAAAUGAUCAAUAUCCUGGAAGAGCCCGGUUUGGACGAUAAAGACAUCAAAUUAAUUUGAAAUCUCUACUGGAAUCAGCCAGCAUGCUUAAGACUUGAUGGAGAUCGGACGGAACAGGUGAAAUUACAGCAUAAGAUCAGACAGGGGUGUGUCUUCUCGCCUUUGAUAUUCAACUUUUGUUCCAAAAAAAAAAUUCAUCGAAGCCCUUAACCAUCAUAAAUGAACAACGGAACAGUGCACAAGAAAUGAAAUGUCGUAUAGGAAAAACAAGGAUGGUAUUUCACAAAAUGUUUGCCAUAUUCAACAACAAGUUACAACAUAUCUCUUAAAACGCAAGUAGAGCACUUAAAAUGCAAUGUGUUUUAUUGCAUGGUGUAGAAUUCUGGAUAGUCACAAAAGCCACCACAAAAAAUCGGAUAGCAUUUGAAAUGUGGCUGUAUAGAAGAAUGUGCAGGAUACCAUGGACAGCUCACGUUAAUACAAUAAUGAAAAAAGAUCUACAAGUCAUGUACACCAUUAAGAAAAGAAAACUAGAAUACCUGAGCCUGUUCUGAUAAAUAAAUACCGAUACUCCUUGUAUUGUGUUACUGCAAACCAUUCUUCAAGGAAAAGUCUCGAAUAAAAGACAGCCUGGAAGAAAAAUAACAUCAUGGUUGCGACACCUACGGACUUGGUUUGAGAAAGGUUUGUAGAACGAUUUCGAAUUGUUACAAAAAAAAAUAUACUUGCCAACAUCAUUGCCAACAUCCGAAACGUCAAACCUCUUAUAAAACAAAAAGCAAGCGAAUACAGUAAACGCAGAUAUAAAAAAUUAAAAGAGGUGAAUAACAUACAGGCGAUAAUUAAUGAAUUCACCAAUGAAGCAGAUAGAUUCAACAAAGAAAGAAUUUUUAAAACCAGUAAAGAAAUCCAAAAAUGAAAUCUUUGAUAACCAGUUAAAUUUUGAAACUAAUGAGAUAACGAAGAAUACAUAAAGGUGAUGAAAAAGAAUACAAAAAACCCAGAAACAUAUUAGGCACAGAAGUAGAAAUACUACAUACUAUACAGGACAGCUUUAACCUUCACAAAAAAGUAAAGAGAUAACAGAAAUAUUUAACAAGCGACAAGCUAUGAAUAUCAUAAAGAUAAACGGAAAAAAUAUUAUCAUCAAACAACUCUAGAAAUAUCUUCGAAAAAUUUGCAAAUUUUGGUUGCAAUCAGAAUUUAUAACGUUGCCCAAAAUACCUUGACCAAAGAAGUGCAAGGAAUAUUGGAUCAUCAGUCUGAUGACAUAUGCUAAAAUUAGUUCUUAAUAUUAUCUAUAUAGGUAUCUACAACAAAUGCAACAAACAGAUAUCCAAAAACCAAUUUGGUUUCAUAAAGGCAGUCGGAACCAGAGAGUUUUUCUUUGAAGUUUAAGUCCUAAUCCAAAGAUGCAGAGAUAUUAACUAUGAUGUAUACGUUUGUCUAAUCGAGUAUGAAAAAGCACUUAAUUGCGUUCAACAUCAUAAAAUGAUCAAUAUCCUGGAAGAGGCCGGUUUGGACGAUAAAGACAUCAGAUUAAUUUGAAAUCUCUACUUGAAUCAGCCAGCAUGCUUAAGACUUGAUGGAAAUCGAACGGAACAGGUGAAAUUACAACAUAAAAUCAGACAGGGGUGUGUCCUCUCGCCUUUAAUAUUUAACUUGUACUCCAAAAAAAAUUCCAAAGAAGCACAAAAUUUCACGAUUAUUUCACAAAAUGUGUCCCAUUUUCAACAAAAGUCACUGUAAAAUGCAAGUAAGGCACUUAAAAUGCAAUAUCUUUUCUAUUUUAUUAUAUGGUGUAGAGUUCUGGACAGUUACAAAAGCUACCACUAAAGAUCUGAUAUCAUUGGAGAUAUCGCUGUAUAGAAGAAUGCUCAGGAUACCAUAGACAGCUCACAUUACGAACAUAGAAGUUCUAAGGAUAAUGAAAAAAGAUUUACAAGUCAUGUACACCAUUAAGAAAAGAAAACCAGAAUAUCUGGGCUAAUGUUAUGAGAAAUAAAUAUCGAUACUCCUUACCGCAAACCAUACUUCAAGGAAAUGUGGCGAAUAAAAGAGAACCCGGAAGAAAAAUAACGUCAUAGUUGCGACACCUUGACAUAGACAUGGUUUGAGAAAAGAUCAGUAGAACGGUUUUGAGUUAUUACAAAAAAAAUAUAUACUUGCCAACACGAUUACCGAAACGAACGACCGAUACCAGAAGAAGAAUAAGAAGAAUGGGAUAUUAGUAUUAUCUGCAAAAAUUAAUUAAUUGAGGCAACUCUGUGGAGAAGGAAAAUUAUGGACAUACAAUAAAUAGAACCUAUAAAGAGUUUUUGGUUACAUCACAAUUGGACAGGUUGAAGGUCUCUGAAAUACCAACUUUCUGGAGGAUAUUUGAUAUCGAUGAGUUAAUAAAUGCAAAUCCAGAAAUAAACCAUAAUGUCUCACUUCAUCAGCACUAGGAUGCUUUGACCUCAGAGUGAAGUGCACUGAUCUUUAUUUUAAGCAUUAAAAGAUAUUUAACAGUCAGGUAAGCUUUUUAUCUUAUUUUAGGGAAAUUAGAUAUUUUUUGAGCAAUAAAGUCAUAUUUUCUAUCCUAAAAUAACUGAAGAGAAGAGAGUGAAUAAUUUGUGUAGGAUGAGAUCUUAGGAUAUUAAUUCAGAACCCUUUUAUCGCAAGAAUACGUUAUUUGUUAGCCAACUAAUCCAAAUAAUCAGGUUAUCUCUUUCAGACUGCAAGGCAUAUUAAAAAGUUAAUUAGGGAUUAAUUCUUGUUGCAUUGUCGAAGUAGUUUGGACUAUUUCACUUCUUAAUAGUAAAAUCAGCCUAAGGCAAAAUGACCUGCAAUUUGUAUCCAUGAAAUAACAAAAUGGAUAGCCCCUAACUCAAAUUUUAACAGAUACCUAUAAAAUAUAGAAAAGUAAAUUAAACCUUUUAUCUUAUUCUAAUAAUUAAAUGACUAGUAAUCAUUUAAACUAAGUAACAAAAUAGUUAGGAAUAAUUAGUAAGAUAGUUAUGUCAACUCAAACCAUAAGAGCUGAUCUAAGUGAAAUUAACCAAGUCUUUAUUAUUACUAAGGACGAGAUAGUUGGCGAGCUACUAAACGCUGAAAGCGUAAAAGAUUAUUAAAUUCAAGAUCAAGUAAAAAAUUCAAUAUUAUUUCAUAGAUGGUUUAAUAAUGAGAAAACUGAACCUGAUGUAGUAAAAAAUAUUUAAAAAAGAAACCAUUUUCUGAAGUAAAAAGAUGGCAGUCUCUAGAUUUCAAGUUAAGUGAUUCCCAUGCUCAGAAAGUUAAUAGCCAAAUAAGGGCGAAAGAGUUGGAAGUUAACAAUGAUCUCUUGUUUAUAGGAUAAGGUAGUUAUUUCUAUUAGAUUAAGAUUUAAUUCAUUUAUCAGAAGUAUUUCAAAUCCUAAACUAUUAACCUCUUCUCUUGAAUUUUAAUGCUAAACAAAUUGUUAAUAGAUUAUAUACAUAUAAAUAGCUGAUAAACAUUAUAAUUGAACAUUAAAAAACCCAAAGACCUGGAUUCUUACAUAUAGCAUCAGAGAUUAUCUAAGUCGUAAAAGAUCAUUGAAAGUCAACAGGUUUUCAGGACUAUCCUAAGAACAUGAUAGUUGGUAGCAUACCUAGUCCAGAUACAAUUUAGUCAAAGUUUUACUUCUCGUCCAAGGACAAGGUCAUUUUUUCUCUUACUUUAACUGUAAGAAAUCUUUAAAAGCCAUGGAAACCUUUUAUUUUAUUCUUGAAACGAGGUAAUUGAGGCCUUUAGUUUGACCGUAUGAUUAGGCAGUAAUAUCAUAUUUUCAUCGUUUUACUUUAACUAGAAAACGCCCGUAAAUUCUAUAGGUUUUUAUAAUUUUUCUUCGAGGCAUCUUUUUAAGUUAAAAAAGAGGAAAAAGUCAUUAGGUGUCAAAUCUGUCUAAUAAGGUAGUAAUUCAAACCGCAACCUCUUCAUAUUGCAACUGUGAAAGUGUGAACUCAAAAACAUUGACUUAAUGAAAAAGAACUUUUUUGGACCGCAAACGACCAAAAAGUGUUGCAUUGUAAGUCUUCUGUAAUUGUUUUAUCUUUCUGUAAAUCAAUUAAUCUAUCUAAUGUGUUUGGAAUCCCAAAAAAUAAUGAAAAUAAUGGUCAUAAUCUCUGCAGUCGAUAAAAUCUUUUGCUCUUUUUAGCAACUUCUUAUCCGACGUUAUUAAUUGCUUUGACUGUCCAUUGCAUUGCUGAUUCGACUCAGGAAUAUAGUGAUGUGUCCAUGUCGCAUCCAUAGCUAUAAGUCUAUUUGAUAACAUCAAAUCAUCGAUGAAUACUACCCAGUAUUGAUCUAUAGAUGAUUUUGUUUUCAACAAUCACGGCACUCAUGGGGCACAAAGUUUUGUGAUACACAAAUGUUGCUGCAAAAUGUUUUCUAUAGUACCGAUUAAAAUGGCUAUAAAUUCAGUUAUUUCACGAAUUUUUAUUCGUCGAGAAUUGGUAACAAUAUGAUAUAUUUUCACAAUUAUUUUUGAUGUAGUUACUUUGACUUUCACACAGACAUGUUCUUUCUCUAUGAAAUAAUUAACUAUCAGAGUGACUCAAGUUAUCUAAUAUCCCAAAUACCUUUCCAUAUAUCUCAGCGAAAUUUUCGAAAUUCUUAUUUGUUUCCAGUGUGUUUGUAUAGAAUCAAUGUAGCAAGGAAUUCGCCGUUAAGUCGUAUGCUUUCCUUAUAUAAUUUCAAAUUUUUUUCUGUAGAUUUAUUUUGCCGCUCUCUUUCUAUGUUUAAGAAGAGAAUAAGAGAUCCUUGUUCUAAUUAACAAGAACACAGAAUUAGAAACUUAUCACUUUAUUGUAUUUCUGCUCUUGUAUUAUUUUUUAAUUUUGUAUUAGCUAAGUACACCUGAAACCCUUUGUAAUUUGUGGAUGUUCCUUUGGGUUUCGGCCUGUUAACAUCGUCAUUUGUCAAAAUUAGUUUAUUCAAAAAUAAUACUAUUUAAAGUCGGUAAAAUACAAUGAACAGCAUCCAAUUAAGUUUUAAUCUGGGUCGCGAUCCACUGUUUCAGAGAGAAAUACUGCUCGAAACUCUUUUUUUUCCCAUUAUUAAAAGUAAUAAUGCGUAAUAGAGUAAUAAUAAUUAAAGCUAAAUAUGGUGUGACGGCCUGCAUUAAAUAACUGUCAUACCGAAACUAGAACAUUGGAUCUUACUGUAACUUUGUAGAGCUUUCUCAGAAGAAUAUAGCUACUUGUAUGAAUCACCCAUAUGUUCAUCGUUGUUGUUAUUAACAAAAUGGCAAAAUCGGGUUUGUCCUGGGGAUGACUUAUGAAAUAAACUAAACAUCUAUAUGCGGAGACUUAUAUGACAUUAAAACCUUAUUUCCUGACUCCAACUAAAUGACCUAACUCAAUUAUUUUAAACUCAUUAGCAGUCUUCUUCUGUCGGGUGCCAUAUUAAAUGGAAGACAAUACCUCUCAUCAUUCCUCACAUUGCUUAUCAUGUAAAUUAUCAAUAAAUAUAAGGUCUGAUUGAUUCACUUAUGGCAAAGACUGAUCGGCGCCAUAUUUAGACGUGUAGUGACGUCAGAGUCAGCUUUUUUGAACUGCCUGAAUAUUCUCUGGGUACAACCAAGAACCACCCUUCUCCGGUGUACCCUUAUGAUUAGAAAACUAACGGGAGAAUGCUUGUUAAGAAAAAAAAAGACGCACACAGCCAACUUAGACAAAUACACUAUUAAAUGUUGUAGGAAAUAUAUAAAUGUAUAAUACACUAAAAAUCAUGUUAUAUAUUUAUGGGCGAAUCUCUUAAGAAAGUCUGUGGUCGAAGUUUCAAAUUUAAAACAGGGUGCCAAAUAUCGUAUUAUGUAUUUGCUUUUAGUUUGCACCAAUAAAUAAGGUCAAAUAGUUCACAUAUCUUGCCGUAUGGCGAUUAGUCAAAUUGUUGGGUCUAAGUUACACAUAUCAAUUAAUCACAGGGAAGCAAUAAUUCGUUCAUAUCUCGAACCACAGAUUUUCAGCAAAACAUUAAUUGUUUAUUUUUAUUAAGUUCCAAAGGGACUUACUAACCUAUUCGACUAGACUUAAAAAGGAUAAUAAAAAAUGCGCGUUUUCGAGCAAAUUCUAUUUGUCUAAUGUAACUUUUGACUUUGUAUAUGUAUAGAAGAUGAAUAUUUUAAGUCUCUACUAUUCUAAGCUCUAGUUCUAGUAAAAUUUUCUAUGUCGAUUUAAAUAUAUAUUGAUUGUGUGGGGCACACGCGAUAAAAUUUUGGACGUUUUAUUUUAUUUUAAAGGUAUUUGUAAUAAAAUGUUGCACCCAUCAAAAGUUGCAUUAAUAGAAGAGUAGUACAGCGAAAAUAAUUUGCGCCUAUAACCUUGCAUUACCCGCGGGUUCCCAUUAGCACCAUUAUUUGCAGGUGAGCACUAUGCUCACUUAUACUUUUCACGCCAUAUUUGCUUAAAAAAUAUAUCAUUGGGCAAAAUAAAUAAAAUUUGGUUACUAACAAAAUAUUUUAUUUUUAAAAUUAAAAGAAUUUUGGUACAUAAAAUACAACAAAAAAUUAACACAAAGUCAAAAUGCUCGGGUAAAAAUGUUUAGGCUAAUUAAACCUGAACUAACCUGAUUUAAAAACUUAAAAGCUGACACAAAGAAAACAAAAUAUAAAUGGAAAUCUUACAUACUGCCAACUUAUUUUUAGUCAGAGUUAGAUUUUACACAUUCCGUGCAUUAAGUAAUAGUAUGUUCUUUACAAAUUGCUUUUAGGCACUUAGCACAUUUCGAACUGGUCUUGCGGUUUUUCUUUCUUGGACAGUAAGAACAUUUCGGUCUGGAUUGAGGUACCUCCGGUUCUGUUAUAUCUAGUUUUUCUGUCAAAGGUAGGUUUAUAUAUUGUUUAAUUUGCAAGCUUAGAAGAUAUGGCAAUGUUUGUGUUUCACAUCGCAUCAUGUGAUGUUUUACAAGCUGUUCUGCCAAACAUUUCAGAUAUAAUCGCCUUGGGUCUUUUGAAUUCAGACUGUUGGAUCUAAAUAUGACAAACCCGUUUAUAUCUGCAAUAUUGAGGACUGAAAAAAAUACUGUCAUAGGCUACCUGCAAGUGAUUCUGGAUACAGAAUAAAUGCUUUUUAGCUGAUCUACUGUAUCAACUCCUGAUUUAUUUCUGUUAUAUUCAGUUAUAACUUUUGGUUUAAAUGCAUCACCUGAUUCAGGAUCAAUUGUAUCAUUUUCAUGAAAUGUAGAUAACAGCAAGACAUUUUUAUUUACCUUCGGAACAUAGGACACUAAUAAACAAUCUCUUCCAAAAGCAAACAUACUGCUACAUAUCUUUCUCUCUUUAGUUGCAACAAAGAUUUGUGGAAUUUCACGCUUGUUUUUGCGUAUGGUUCCAAUCAAAGUUAAUCUUUUAUUUUUUAGGAGGUCUAGAGCUAAAGGAACUAACGUAAACCAGUUAUCAUAUGUUAUAUUGCGCCCCGAGUUUGCUAUAUGCUCACACAAAUGAUGUACUAAACUGGCUGGGCUGUUGUCAAUCAUAAAUGGACCCUCUGGUUGUUUGCCAGCAUAAAUUUCCAUUUUUAUUGUGUAAAAUAAACGGCUGGCCAAUUGGCUCUUCCAAUGCAAUGCAAUGCAAUUGCAAAAAUUUUUAUUCCGUACUUGUUGGGCUUGCUUGGUAUAUAUUGCCGAAAGCUACAACGUCCACGGAACCCUUCCAACAUUUCGUCAAUCGUACAGUUUUCCCCUGGAGUGUAACAAGCCUGGCAUCUUUCUUGAAACUUUUAAAAUAUAUCUCUUACUGGUGCAAGUUUAUCGAUUUUUCUUCUUUCAGCUCUGGUGGAAAUAUCAUCAAAACGUAACGAGCGAAGUAAUAAAUAAAAGCGAUUUUUGGACAUUAACAGCCUAAAGAAUUCAGGAGCUGUUGCAUCAGUAGCCCAGAGGUUAUUCAGAUUCGUAUGUCUUGAUUUUAAAAUGCCUGCCAUGUACGAGAUAACAAAAACAGCUUUAAUUUCUUCAGCAUGUGUAUCCACAGCAUCCCUCGGACGGGAAAAAUUCUCAAGGAUACUAGAUAGAUAAAUAUUUGUACAUCGGACAAUUUCGUCAAUAAUUUGAUCCGGUAUAAAUAAAUUCCAUGUUUCAAACGACGUUCCGGUAAAUGCGUUAUUAU
Molecule: messenger RNA, 15247 nt
Organism: Anthonomus grandis grandis
Lineage: Eukaryota; Metazoa; Arthropoda; Insecta; Coleoptera; Curculionidae
Gene: loaf
Exons: 7
Coding region: 163-1143 (326 amino acids)
Molecular function (GO): protein binding
Source: RefSeq, a predicted model, not a curated record